This is a messenger RNA of Fusarium redolens, 1947 nucleotides long. RefSeq lists its product as uncharacterized. The coding region runs from base 73 to 1701 and encodes 542 amino acids. The record is from RefSeq and is a predicted model, not a curated record. The transcript is spliced from 5 exons. Lineage: Eukaryota; Fungi; Ascomycota; Sordariomycetes; Hypocreales; Nectriaceae.
UGUCACUGUAUCUCUCUAGGUUUUUCUAUCCGCUAUCCAGUUUGCCACCGAAAGUUAUUCAUCCUAUGAAAAAUGUCCAAAUAUAAGCAGCUGGUCCUUAUUACCGGCGCCAAUCAAGGCGUCGGCUACGAAACCGCCAAGAACCUAGUUCUGUCUUCCGUCAAAUACCAUGUCAUCAUUGGCAGUCGAGAUGAAGCCAAGGGGAAGAUAGCAGCCCGUUCCCUCCAGUCACUGGACGACAUCAAAGGAACGGUCUCAAGCAUCCAAAUUGAUGUUUCGGAUGACAACUCCGUCGAUGCCGCUGCCCAAACUCUAGCUUCUGAAUGGGGCAGAUUAGAUAUCCUCGUCAAUAACGCAGGUAUCAUCUCAAUGGCCAGCCCUCCAACACGCGAAGCUUUUCGCAAAGUUCUCGAGACAAACCUCGUCGGUGCACUCAGCGUCACCGAGGCUUUUCUCCCCCUUCUGCGCAAGUCAGAGCAUAACCCUCCUCGUCUCAUCUUUGUCACAUCAAGCACCGGAUCCAUCACUCAUGCAUCCAAUCCUGAAUCUCCACUUCAUAGCGCCGGUGCGGCAGAGUACCGGACUAGCAAAGCUGGACUGAACAUGCUUAUGGUUAUGUAUAAUAUUCGACUCAAACCAGAGGGAUUAUUGGUGUUUGGGGCGGAUCCGGGGUUGUGUGCGACGAACUUUACCGGUGAUGCCGAGUCUCUUAAACAUCGAGGAGCAGCCGAGCCGGCGGAGGGAGGGGAACGAAUUGCGCGUGUUGUUAAGGGUAAGAUGGAUGAAGAUGUUGGAAAGGUCAUUGGAGUUCAAGGUGUAAACCCGUGGAUAUAUAUUUCUAACAUCAUGGCGUUGACCUGGUUCAUCACUGGCUGCUCCAGUGGUUUUGGCGAAUCCCUCGUCCGUCAACUUCGAUCCGCAGGCGAUAACGUCAUAGCCACUGGCCGCAAUGCCGAUACAAAGCUAUCUCAUCUCAAAGACACAGGCGCAACCAUUUUGGAUCUAGAUGUUUCGUCUUCUCCUAUAGUUAUCAAGACCAAAAUCGAGGAGGCUUGGAGUAUCUACGACGGAAUUGAUGUUGUCGUCAACAACGCGGGGUAUAUCCUCAGUGGGGCAGUCGAAGAGCUGACUCAGGAGGAUAUGGAAAAGUCAUUCCAGGUCAACUUCCAUGGACCUAUGAACAUCACCCGCGCGGUCCUGCCGUGCUUGAGGAAGAAGGGAUCGGGAACUUUGCUUUUCGUCGGUUCUCAAGCUGGCUGGCACGCCGAUCCCAGUGCAUCUGGAUACUGCGCCAGUAAAUUCGCUCUGGAGGGCGCCGUUGAGUGUCUGUCCAAAGAACUCGCCAUCUUCGCUCCAGGUCUGAGAGUUCUCAUCGUAGAGCCAGGCUACUGCCGCACUCCUGUUUUCAACAAGAUUCAACACGUUGAGGCUCGUGUUCCUGAGUAUGCUCAGUUCAACGAAGCAGUGAGGCAGGCUGAGGCGACCUUGACGGAUAAUUCGCCGGGAGAUCCUGAGAAGGCUGUUGCGAGGAUGAUCAACUUGGUUAAGGGAACGGGCUUUGCAGAGGGGAAGAAGGUGCCUUUGAGAGUACCUUUGGGUUCGGAUAGUUGGUGGAGAGUGAAGGCAAAGUGCGAAGAGACCUUGGAGAUUUGUCGGGAAUGGGAGAAUAUGGCGAAGAGCGUAGAUAUAUCUACGGGCUAGCUCGACAUGAGCUAAAUAAUAGAUUUAAAAUCGCAGGGCAGCAGAUAACCAGCAGCUUGGCUUUAUGAACUUUUGAGUAAAUAGAUCCAGAUAGUCCGGGAUAGCAAAAGACAACUAACAAACAGUAGAUAUAUAAUUCAUUCGAUUUGGCAAAAAUACAAGAUUAGGGUCUGGCCGGGGAUUGAACCCGGGACCUCUCGCAAGCUAAGCUAUAGGGUUUUCCCUAAGCGAGAAUCAUACCACUAG